GUGGGCGGUCUUUGGGGAUCGCAGGCGGGAGCUCCAAGAAGUGGCGUAGGCUAUCUCUUCUUCCACGGCAUUUCAGCCGAGGAGAGGGAGCUCAAGGGGCGACUCCAGGCGAACAGCUCCGGGAGCGGCGAGUUGGGGAGGGCGUUAUCUGCUGCCAUCGUCGUAACAGCUCAUCUGUAGCUGGGCGCGCGGAGACAAGAGCAAGGUGAGACGAAAGUCGAAGACGAAGAGGGUCACGCACAGGGUUUUCCAGUCCGUGUCUACGAUGGCGGCGAUGGUGGUCCUGCUGUUGCUGGGGCUUCUCCAGCUUGCCGUUCCUGGACUUGCUCAAAGUCCACCACCUGGUACGGUAACGAUGGAAAGCUUCACCUAUUCUGGCUCUGGCUGUCCGCCCGGAAGUUUCCUAGGCGCAGUCUCCUCCGACGGAAUGACGUUCACUGGACUUUUAAACAAUCACACGGCGUUCACCCCAGGAAGUCCAGAUGACCAGGUGAAGAAAUGCCAGGUGGCCGUCAGGCUGACCUAUCCUACUGGGUUCGUGUUUGCUCUGGAGACGGUGACAUUCCAAGGGUACGCUCAAUUCCAGGAAGGGGUCCAGUGCUCACUGGAAGCCGGGAGCUUCUUCUCAGGUAUCCCUGGGACAGUCAGAACCUUGCGCUAUUUGCCACCUCCCGUCGACGACAACUUUCAGUUCACGGACGCGUUCGCUACCUUUCUCUACGCACCGUGUGGCAGUGACUCGAUGACGCUCAAUGUCUAUUCCGAGGUUAGAGUAGUGCCUCCACCCCCGCCGAGGAAUUUCAGCUCGGGCUUCAUCGACAUCGCCUCCCAGGAUUUUCAUCUGCGCUGGAAGACGUGCUGAAGGGAAUACUCGUAUUAAAGCGUUUCUGGAGCAUCUGGCGGCAAAUGCAGCCAGAUCCAGUUCAGAAAGUAGUAAUGUGAGCAUGGCCUAAGAUGAUUUAGCCAGGCGUCAACAACAGGGGGGGGGCCGGUCGUUCGACAUCAGCAAGCUACUUGGAGAGGAGCAGAAUGAGCGACCGGGAGGGGCUCAGCUUGGAGAGAUUAGUGGAUUAAUCUAUCGGUCCGCAGCUGCAUGGUAUUGUCCGGGGCGCGUCACUGAGCGUGGUCAGCUAAGAACUGGCGACAUCACCGACGCAGGCGAUCGGAGGUGUGUAUGUACAACAGCACUUUGCUGAUGGAGCUCAAUAGGAAGCCUACUCAGUUGUGGAACUGGUCACUCAACGAUCAUUAUAAUUAUGUAUAUAGAGUACGUAUUUAAUGUCUGGCAGGCGAGCGAGUUUCCACGUCAUGUAAUUUCUAAACCUGGAAAAGAAUACGCUGGCAUCUACGACUUCCGGUGCUCGGGAACACCCCAAGCCGAGUGCGAGAACUGUUGGGUAAAGAUGAAGUAGACGGGCGUAGCGAGCAACAAGGCAGGCUACUUGUCUCUCUCUCUCUCUCUCUCUCUCUCUCUCUCUCUCUCUCUCUCUCUCNCUCUCUCUCUCUCUCUCUCUCUCUCUCUCUCUCUCUCUCUCUCUCUCUUUUUUUUGUUCGCUAGCGGGCUUGCUCGUUCGCUUGCCCCAUGAGUUUGUGUGUGACGCACAAUUUCAGAAUGUGGCCACAAGAGUAUCUCGACCGCGGAGGCACGAAGUGCGAUAUUAGCGUGAAUAUGAUCUCUUCUCGUACAGAAGAAUCGUCUUUUCCAAUGAAUUCCUGCAUAUGUU
Chara braunii is the source of this 1724-nucleotide messenger RNA. The record is from the annotation of a GenBank genome assembly. Lineage: Eukaryota; Viridiplantae; Streptophyta; Charophyceae; Charales; Characeae.